UCAAACUGUUUAGUAGGAUUCAAAAUGGCGGCGAAAGUGUGUCAAUAAGUCGUGAGUUGAAAAGAAAUUAACCAACUAAAUAAAUAUAAUGCAGUUAUUAUUGUUUAUAAAAAUAAUUUUAUAAAAAAAUAUUAUCUCGAGUCUCGAGGAAAAUGAAUAUUACGAGGUGGUUUAAAAAAUGGUGAACAAGUAGUUAAAUGCGCGUGUCACGUAAUAUUUUUAUUAAAUUGACACUUCUCGGGGCAGUAUUGCUCGCUGUAUUAUAUUGUUUACAAAUAUCAAAUGGUUAUUACUGGAAGUACAGUAACGCGCAUAAACAAAAUGCUGUUGCUAAUGAAAAUCACUCGGCCACCCUAGACCUCAUCAACAAAAACAACAACAAUAAUAAUAAUAAGACAUAUGUAAAUAAAUUUAUCAACUCACUAGAUAAUUCGAUGACAAAUAAUUAUAAUGUAUGGUGCAUAUUUACAAAAGUGACGACAAAUUCACCAAUGAAAAGAAAAUUUCGUAUUUUUACUGAAUCAUUAUUGAAGUAUUCGUCUGUUGAUAUUUAUUUUAAUGUAAUUACUGAUAAUGACAGUCGUGUUAUUGCUGAAGAAAUUAUUAAUAAUAUUAUUUUAGUAUUUAAAAAGUCUAUACAGGUGCAAUAUUAUGAUGUACAUAAACUGGCGUCGCAGCUUGAAGACAUCGUCUCGGUGAUGUCGCCAAAAUUUAGCAGCAAACCUGGAACCUAUUACUCGGACGCUCUAUUUUUCCUGUCACUUGGCCUGCAUAGAAUAGCGUCGCCCCGUCAGAAGCUGGCGGUUAUGCUGGACGUAGACACUAAAUUUCGCAGGGACAUAAAAGAAUUGUUCAGAGAGUUCGACAACUUUGGACCCGAUGCCCUGUUCGGUUUAGCUCCGGAGCUCACUCCGGUCUAUAGACAUGUGUUGUAUUUGUACAGGAGUCAGAAUCCCAGCACUCAGUUCGGCGAGGCCUGUUCCUCGGGUGGAUAUCCUGGUUACAACAGCGGAGUGGUUCUGUUUAAUUUGGAGAGAUUGAGAAACUCAUUGGAGUAUGAUCAGAUUGUCAGUAUGGAUAUGGUUGAACAUAUUACUGCUAAGUAUAGUUUUAAGGGACACUUGGGUGAUCAAGAUUUUUAUACAUUACUGGGAAUGGAGAGACCAGAACUUAUUCACACCGUCGAUUGUGGGUGGAAUCGACAAUUAUGCACAUGGUGGCGCGACCGCGGUUACGCGGAAGUCUUUUCAAAUUACUCACAGUGCAAUUCCGAAACAAAAUUAUGGCAUGGAAACUGCAAUACCCCUAUUCCAGUCCAUUGAAACAUUGAGAUUUAAAUGUAAACUGUGAUUAAAAAAAAAAAAAAAACAUUUCCAUGACAGGUACAAAGUAAAAUAAAAAAGUAAA
Molecule: messenger RNA, 1407 nt
Organism: Microplitis mediator
Lineage: Eukaryota; Metazoa; Arthropoda; Insecta; Hymenoptera; Braconidae
Gene: Xxylt
Product: xyloside xylosyltransferase 1
Exons: 3
Coding region: 198-1322 (374 amino acids)
Molecular function (GO): UDP-xylosyltransferase activity
Source: RefSeq, a predicted model, not a curated record